Verticillium nonalfalfae is the source of this 1146-nucleotide messenger RNA. RefSeq lists its product as uncharacterized. The coding region runs from base 1 to 1146 and encodes 381 amino acids. The record is from RefSeq and is a predicted model, not a curated record. NCBI's taxonomy places the organism in Eukaryota, Fungi, Ascomycota, Sordariomycetes, Glomerellales, Plectosphaerellaceae. The transcript is spliced from 3 exons. Gene Ontology annotation, molecular function: nucleic acid binding.
AUGCCUGGCCUUUACAGCGCUGUGCCCCCUCCAUCUGAGGCCCCGCGUCCGGCUGCAUCACCAGCUGGUAAGGCAGCCUCGCCGUCGCCAAGGACCCCUUCACGCCAGAACAACCAUGCGACACCGCCCGGCGUCAUCGAUAUUGAGGCCUGGACCAUCUCCGCCCUCCAAUCCCUGAGCGUCAGUCCCAUCGCGCGAGGUACCGGUUCGCCACUCACCAUCCCGCUGGACGAAGCUCCCAAGCAGACGGAGGACAAGCCCCAGGCUGAAGGGACGAGACGAACAGUCACCAUCGCAGUCGAUCCGCGUGCCGACCCCAUUCGAAGGCCCCUGAGCCGUCGUGACAGCUUGAAGUCGAGAGAUGCCGCGCUGAAGGGCAGCGAAGGCAGCCGACAGCGCCGCCGCUGGGAGAAUGACCGCCUCAUCGGCGUGCCCAACGCCCAGCCGCCCAUCCCCUCCGACUUUGAGCCUCGCCCGACACACCCCAUCCACCACGUUCCCUACCACCUCGCCGCCUUCUGGGAUCGCGACUCGCCCACGUCGGCCUCUGUCCGCCAGCGCCUCGACACAAAGUCUCUCGCCCAGCAGGCCCGCCGCAAGACGCAGCAGCUCGCCAACGGAUCCGCCACCGGCCGCGGCGCCGGCAUGGUGCCGCGCGACCUGCGCGAUUACACCAAGCGGUCCCCCGCCAUCAAGAACUGGGUCCGUUUCCUCGAGGAGCCCGUCCGCAACUUUGUGCGCCAGCAGCGCGGCGACGCCCCCGUAGACGAGGACACGGAUGCCGAGGGCCUGGACAGCGAGGACGAGGAGAUUGUCUUCGUUGGCCGCAAGAACCAGCCCACGCCUGCUGCUGCCGCUGCUGCCGCUGCCAAGGCGCAGGGCUGGAAGAAGGCGACGCGCGACGACGGCAGCGGCAACCUCGAGACAGGCGUUGUCUUUGACGAGCUGGGCGACGACGAGAGCGCGUCCUUCAAGCGCUGGCUCACACACUCCAUCUCCGACUACUACGGCCUCGAGUCGCGCUCCGUCACAACAGGGACACCCGCCCGACGCGUCGUCUACAUUGGCUCGAAACAACUCGAGACCAACCACAGGGGGCCCAACGCCAGUCACGACCUUCCGCGGCCCCUCUGGGAGAUUUGCUGA